Messenger RNA from Orcinus orca (killer whale), 6560 nucleotides. It is a transcript of the gene CPAP, whose product is annotated as centromere protein J. The record is from RefSeq and is a predicted model, not a curated record. NCBI's taxonomy places the organism in Eukaryota, Metazoa, Chordata, Mammalia, Artiodactyla, Delphinidae. The transcript has 18 exons. Gene Ontology annotation, biological process: centriole elongation; cilium assembly. Gene Ontology annotation, molecular function: tubulin binding. Gene Ontology annotation, cellular component: nucleus; centrosome; centriole. Bases 576 to 4640 code for a protein of 1354 amino acids.
CGGGGCGCUCGGGGAGCGGCGCCGGGCGGCGAGGGGAGCUCUGGGUCAGUGUCGGGCCUGCUAGCGCUGUUCCGCGGCGGCUUCUCGCGGGCUCCCGCCGCUUGUGGUCUCGGCUGCACUCUGAGCUGCUGCGCGGAGGCGCGGGGCCGCAGCUGCGCGAGGAGCGCGUCGGUGCGUCACCUUCCUGCUGGUCUGGGCCGGUCUCCCUGCCGGCAGGUGCGGUCUUGCAAAGCUUCGGGUUUGAAAGCUUUGCUGUGGGUUGGUGGCUUUCAAGGACGUGUACUUUGGGAGACCGGGACGGAUGGUGCUAGACAGUGGUGAAUAUACAGAUACCUUCAAGGAACUCACAGCUUGGUAGAUUAUGAACACAGAAGCGAAAUACCACUAAUAAUGAGAUGACGCCAAAGCAGUGAUGUCAGAGACCUCUAGGGAUGCAGAUGAGAGACUGCCUGCUGGGCAAGGGGUUAUAAGAGAGAAGAGGAGGAACGGACAGCAGCAGACAGUGCCAGGUGUUGGAAAUUAACAGCUCUUCUAGCUUUUACAUUAUUUAAAUACAGUAGUGUCAUUGGACUAAAAUGUUCCUGAUGUCAGCCUCUUCAGAGUUAAACAGUGGGCAGAACUUCUUAACCCAGUGGAUGACCAGUCCUUCUCGGGCUGGGGUCAUAUUAAAUCGUGGAUUUCCUAUUUUGGAAGCAGAGGAAGAGAAGCGAGUAAAUGUGAACAUUUCUACCAGCUUUCCUAUUAACCCCACAGAUUUUUCAAAUAGCUUCAGCUUUAUAAGUGAAGAAGAUUCACUUCAUGAAGAACAGAAGUUGGAGCCCAACAGCCCUUACAAGUUACAAUCAGAUAAAUCUGAAACACAGAGAGUCUUUCCUUUGACUAAAGAGGGAACACAAAUAGUGGCAUGUCAGCAUGCUCCUGGACACUGGGAAGAUAACAAAAAUGACUUUAUUUCAGAUCCUGUGAGUGAAUUCAAAGAAGUGGCUUAUAAAGACCCACUUUUUAAAAAGCUUGAACAGCUGAAAGAAGUACAACAGAAGAAGCAGGAACAACUGAAGAGGCAACAGUUAGAGCAACUGCAAAGACUCAUGGCGGAACAGGAGAAGCUGCUCACCAUGGUGUCUGGGCAGCAUACACUCCCAGGUUUAACUCUAGUGCCUGAUGACCAGAGCCAGAAGUACAGAUCUCCAGGAAAUUCAGCCACUGUAGAGAAACCCACGCCCUUCUUACCAUCAUAUAUCUACCAGAAUCAAACCCAAGAAAAAAAACACACUUCCAACAUUUUAUCCGAUGAACAAAACAACUUCCGUAGAACUACUCAUCCAGAUUUUGUCUUAACUUCAAAAAGUGGUGCUUCUCCCAAUUUGUUUUAUGAGGCUCAACAUCAAGAAGCACUUGUGAAAAAAAAUGAUUUGAAGGAAGAAAACCAUAACCAUCCUAAAGGAGAAGGUAUUUUACCAUGUUCGGAGAAAAUGACGGAACAGAUUCAGGAAGGGAACAAUACGAACUUAAAAAAAAUUGGUGAUUCCUCAGAAGUGGUUAAUAUUGAAGAAAGGCCUAUUAAAGCUGCUAUUAGAGAAAGGAAACAAACCUUUGAAGACUACUUAGAAGAACAAAUUCGGUUGGAAGAACAAGAACUGAAACAAAAACAGCUAAGGGAAGCAGAAGGAUCCUUGCUAAUCAAAGCAAAACCAAAACAACCAUUCUUAAAACGAGGAGAAGGUUUAGCUAGAUUUACUAAUGCUAAAUCUAAGUUUCAGAAGGGGAGAGAAAAUAAACUAGUCACUACUCAGAGCAUUUCAGAGGACAAACCUGUGUUUAAAUUAGAUAAACAACAAUUCCAGCGGAAAACUGCUCAUAUAAAUAAAGAACUGUGUACAGAGAACCUUCCUGUCAAAAAGAACAGUAAAGCCAGAACAAAGAGUGGUUGUGUCACACUCAGUCAGAAGCCGAAAGUGCUUAAGGGUAACAAUAGGAAAAGUCUCUCUCCAGCAGGGUUGAAGAUACUGGCAGGGAAGAAAUGUGAUGGGCAAUUUAGAGGUCAGAUCAAUUUAGAAAAAACGGUAGAAUCUAAUAAUAAAGAAAAUGUACCGGAGUGUACAAAACCUUGUGACGUUGGUUGCAAAAUCUGGAAUAAUACGCAAGGUAAAGACAGACUUUCCCUUUUGACAGGGCCGGCCAGCUGCGUGGCUUCUAAGAGCCCAAUAAGUGAGACUUCGAAAGAGUCAGAAUCUUCUCUUGACAUUUCUCUUCAGAAAAAGUUAGAGAAUUGGGAACGAGAAAAGGAAAAGGAAAAUUUGGAAUUAGAUGAAUUUUUGUUUUUAGAACAAGCUGCUGAUGAAAUAUCAUUUUCUAGUAAUUCCUCAUUUGUACUGAAGAUCUUAGAGAGGGACCAACAGAUCUGCAGAGGUCACCGGCUGUCUUCUACUCCUGUCAAAGCUGUGCAGCAAGAGAAGACAGCAACACCGGAUCCCAUCAGUGAGCGUAACCAAAAUGAGGAUCCAGACCGUACCAAGUGUGAAAGUAAGGGUGAGUGUGAGGUUGCACCCAAACAACCUGAUUCAGUAUCCUCACCUGAUGGAUCGCAGGAACAGUCCUGUAAAGUCAAUAGGAAAGUGUUCCAAAUGAGCACUUGUGAAAGUCCAACUAGGUGGAAUGCAAGCGAUGACGAGGGUGGUACAGACAGUGAUGAUAGCACUGAUUCUGAGGAACGCCUUGAUGUCACCAUAAAACCAUCAACUGAGGAUAAAGAAAGGGGUUUCAGCAGCAGAGAAGAUAGUCCCCAAGUCUGUGAUGGGAGGGGACCUUUAAGGGACACCAGGACUCAAGAAGAAGAUAAGAGGAGAGAUGUUGAUUUAGAUUUGUCUGAUAAAGAUUACAGUAGUGAUGAGUCUAUCAUAAUAGCAGGCUUGAAAAAUAAAGCUUCUGAUUCCUCAAGAAGAUACCCAUCUAUGAGUAAAAUUGACUUUGAUGAUGAAAGAACUUGGACUGACCUUGAAGAUGAUUCAUUUAAACAUGAUGUUAUUCUUGGGAAUGAAGCCAUUUAUGGGACUCCCCAGACAACCUACCCUAAUAAGAGUGAAAAAUGUGUACUGGACAAAACAAUAAAAAGGAAGGUUGCAGCAGUCAAGAAGGGAGAAGACUUGAAUAAAUCCAGUAGGAGCACAAGUCCUCCUCCUACCUCGGAUCUGAUGAUGAAAUUCUUCCCUUCUUUGAAACCAAAAUCAAAAUCAGAUUCACGCUUGGGAAAUGAACCCAAGUUAAACAUAAAUCAAGACCAGCCACCUGGUGACAAUGUUCGAUCUCAAGUUUUGAGAGAGAAAGUUAUUGAAUUGGAAACAGAAAUAGAAAAAUUUAAAGCUGAGAACACAUCUUUAGCUAAACUUCGCAUUGAACGAGAAAGUGCCUUGGAAAAACUCAGGAAAGAAAUUGCUGACUUUGAACAACAGAAAGCAAAAGAAUUGGCUCGAAUAGAGGAGUUUAAAAAGGAGGAAAUGAGGAAAUUACAAAAGGAACGCAAAGUUUUUGAAAAGUAUUCUACAGUUGCAAGAACUUUUCCGGAUAAAAAAGAACGUGAAGAAAUACAAGCUUUGAAGCAGCAGGUAGCAGAUUUACAGGAAGAUUUGAAAAGAAAGGAAGGAAAAUGGUCCAGUACACAUGGCCGUCUUAGAAGCCAGAUAGAAAUGUUGGUCAAAGAGAACACAGACCUCCGGGAGGAAAUGAAAGUGAUGGAAAGAUUCCGACUAGAUGCCUGGAAGAAAGCCGAAGCCACCGAGAGCAGCUCCAGGAUGGGUCAGUGCGCGACGGCCUCGAGAAGAGACGGGUCCAGGAAGUCAUCAGUUCGAUUUCAAAAGAGUCAAGUUUCUUCAGGAACCCAGGUAGAAAAGUACAAAAAAACCUAUUUGCCAACACAAGGCAAUCCAUCUCGAAGAUCCAAGUCUGUGUCUCGUGAUUUAGGCAAUUCGGAUAAAGGACAAACAGCCUUACCCAGGGAGCCACCUGAACCAGUGAACUCUCUAGAUCCUGAAUGUAAAGACGAUGAUGAAAAAGAAGAAAAAGAAGAAAUUCAGGGAGAAAUCAGCCAUCCUGAUGGAAAGAUAGAAAAAGUUUAUAAGAAUGGGUGCCGUGUUAUAUUGUUUCCAAAUGGAACCCGAAAAGAAGCGAGUGCAGAUGGAAAGACGGUCACUGUCACUUUCUUCAACGGUGAUGUCAAGCAGGUCAUGCCGGAUGGGAGAGUGAUCUACUACUACGCAGCCACACACACCACCCACACCACGUACCCAGAAGGACUGGAAGUCUUACAUUUCUCAAGCGGACAGAUAGAAAAACAUUUCCCAGAUGGAAGAAAAGAAAUCACGUUUCCUGAUCAGACUGUCAAAAACUUGUUUGCUGAUGGACAAGAAGAAAGCAUUUUCCCAGAUGGUACAAUCGUCAGAGGGCAACGAGAUGGCAACAAAAUCAUAGAGUUUAAUAAUGGUCAACGAGAACUACACACGGCCCAGUUCAAGAGACGGGAGUAUCCAGAUGGCACCGUUAAAACUGUGUAUGCAAACGGUCUUCAAGAAACCAAAUAUUCAUCUGGUCGCGUAAGAGUUAAAGACAAGGAUGGUAAUGUUCUAAUGGACACAAAGUUGUCAUGAUCCUUGUGUGUGGCUAAUCAUGAAAUAACAUUAACUUGAUUUUCUUCUUUAAAAAAUGUACAUUUUCUUGUGGAUUCUGUGGUUUAAUUUAUAUGUACUGUGUGUAUAUAUAAAUGGAAAAGAUUGUUUGGAAUUUUUUCAUAAUGUUUGAAAUGCACAGGGACAGCUUUCAUUUUUAGUUCACCUACCUUGUCUUUCUACGGUUCUAACCAGUAUAGACUUUUAACAAGUGGAUGCUUUCAUUGGUUGGAGAUGGUUAUGAGAGCCAAGAAGUACAAGAAGCACAGUAUCACAGAUUUUCCCACCACCUGCCAGGCCUAUGAAGGGCUUGCUUAGAAAGUUUACUGAAGGAGUAAGAGGAUUUCUCCAGUCAAAAUAUUACUGUGCUCAAUUAGUACUAAAAGUAAAGCAUUAUCUACCACAGAGGUCACAGAAUUGGAAGUUAAAACAGUGACUGAGUACAAAUAAACAGUAAAACAAACAGGCAGAAGAGUUCAUUCUAUGAGUGUAGAUAAAUCUCAUGGGAGGAAAAAGCAGUUGUCAUGAGGGUGACAGCUGAGAAAGGCGGGGCGUGAAAACUAACCAGCCAGUGUUAACUGAUUGACAGACCACAGGUGCCUUGACCUUAUUACCUGUAAGGCGGGGCUGACAGAAGCAAGAUGUCCUUGAAGGGGUGGGGGGCAAGUCACCUACAAGUAGAUUUACAUAGUAAGUUUGGUCUAGUCACUUAGUGCAGUCUGACAGUAGUGCUGGCAGUAACUCAGUAUUUUUAAAAAAGCCACAUGUAUUAAUUCCACGUGAUUUAAAACUGAAUAACAAAAAACUUUUCAAAGAAAAUAAAUAAUUAUAUAUAUUACCUCAGGAAUAGAGAAAGAUUUUUAAAUUUUAUUUUUUUAAUUAUUAUUAUUUUUGGCUGUGCCGCACCUCUUGGGGGAUCUCAGUUCCCAGACCAGGGACUGAACCCAGGCCACAGCAGUGAAAGUGCCUAACCCUAACCCCUAGACCCAGGGAGCUCCUGAGAGAAAGAUUUUUAAAUGAGACACAGCACAAACCUUAAAAGGUUGAUGAGUCAAAAGUUUGUUUGUCCAAAGAUAACACAAAAGAGAGUAAAGUCACAGCCUAGGAAAAGAAACACGUAUCUGACAAAGGAUUAGUAACCAGAAUAUAUAAAGAAUCCCUAUUAGUUAAAAUAGGUAAUUACAAACAAAGGAUAUUAAUAAGCAAUAAACUAAAACCAGUAAAUGCAUAUUUCAACAAUGAGGUACCUUUUUACGUUCGUGUCAUAAACUGGCAAACAAUGGUCUGGCCACACCACAUGCUGGCAAGGAACUUGGACUACUGAUGGUAGACUUAGCUGGUAAAAUCCCUUUUUUGGAAAGCAGUUGCCUCAUGACCUAGUACUAAAUUCCACUAAAGUAUAUUUACUAGAAAACCCCUCACAGGUGCAUAAGGGGUUGCACAGUAGAGUAUCUGUAAUUGAGAAAAAACUGGUAACGACCUAAAUAUCUUAACAGGAUAAAUUAUAUGCACAGAUGGAUGUAACAGUGAAAGUGAAUAAAAUAGAGCUAUGCAUACCAAUAUGCAUUAUAUAGUGGAAAUAAAGUAGGGGAAAAAGGUAAUUGUGUGAUACUGCACACACUUAAAAAUAUACAGAGCUCUUGUUUAUGGAUGUGUGCAUAUAUAAUAAAAUUAUAAAGCACUAUAUAAGAAUGAUAAACACCAAAUUCACAGUAUUCACCUCCUCUGUAAGAAACAGAAUGAAUGGGGAAGGGUAGAACAGGGGCCUACAACCAUGCUGAUGAUGUCUUAUUUCUUCAGCUGAAUGUACAUUAGUUAUAAAAUGAACUAAAUAUGUUUUUUCUAACGUGCCUGAAAUAUUUCAUUUAAAAAUUACAGUAAAAUAAAAUAAGUAAAUACUUG